Messenger RNA from Molossus molossus (Pallas's mastiff bat), 1969 nucleotides. RefSeq names its product serine/arginine repetitive matrix 5 (gene SRRM5). The record is from RefSeq and is a predicted model, not a curated record. Bases 1 to 1968 code for a protein of 655 amino acids. The transcript is spliced from 3 exons. Lineage: Eukaryota; Metazoa; Chordata; Mammalia; Chiroptera; Molossidae.
AUGCCUUCUCCACCUAUAAGAUCCUCCAAGCCCAGCAAGUCUCUGGCAUUCACUGGACCCUCGAUGCCCACAGUGUCUCCCAAGCCUUCUCCCUCCUUGAAGACCACUAAAUCAGCAAUGCCCAACAGCUCUUCAGUGCCCAGCAAGCCGUCAACAGCUCCCAACUCAGUCACAAGCCCCAGCAGUUCCAAGUCCACCAAAUGGGAAAGUACAAAGACAGCCCCUUCUAACCAGCCCAGCAGCAGGUCCCAAGUCCACAGCAGAACGAGAACACCCAGCAAGGCCAGCACCGAUACCAGGGCCAGCACUGACACCAGGGCCAGCAAAGCCAACAAGUCUGGAGGGGUAAGACACCACCACCGAAAGGGCACACACAGCCGAGGCAGAGCUCCUGGCAGAAGGGGAAGCCAAAAUUCCAAAAGGUCACCCAGCAGGGCCAGCACUCCCAGCAGGAUGAGAACUCAGGGUGCCAAACAAAGUACACCCAGCAGGGUAAGAACUACUUCCCAGCAAAAACAGAGUGGGAAGAAAACUUAUAGCCGGCCUAGAAACAACCACCGGGAAAGGAGUGAGAGCCAGUCUAGAAAUAUGAGCAGAGAGAUGAAUUCUAGCCCACCAGGAACUUCAGGUGUGGAGAAUAAUUCCAGGCUGGCUGUGACCCCCAGUAGAGCAAAGAGUUAUAGCCCCACCAUAACUCCUUGGAAAGAGAUAGGUUUACUCUUAUCUUUGAGGAGGGUAAAGAGUCAGAGUCAAAUGAUUACCCUGAGCAGGGAACAGAGUUACAGCCCAAAUGAAAUGUCCAGUAUGGCUAAGAGUUACAACCAGGGUAGUGCACCCAGCAGGACUCGAAGUCAUAGCCAGUCUAGCACCCCUAGCAGGACCCGAAGUCAUAGCCGGUCUAGAACACCCAGAAGGGCAAGAAGUCGCAGUCGGAAGCGGACCCACAGCAGAAUGAGAAGUCAAAGUUGGAAGAGAAAUCAUAGUACGGCAAGAAGUCAUACCUGGAAGGAAACACCCAGCCAGAUGAGAAGACAUAGCCAGUCUAGAACCCACAGCAAGGAAAAAGGUCAAUACCAAUCUAGAACCCUCAGAAGAGAAAAAAGAGAUCACAGCCGAUCUAGAAGCUCCAGCAAGGAAAGAGAUCACAGCCGAUCUAGAAGCUCCAGCAAGGAAAGAAAUCGCAACCAAACUAGAACCCCCAGAAAAGAGAGACAGCACAACCGAUCUAGAAGCUCCAGCAAGGAAAGAGAUCUCAGCCGAACUAGAACCCCCAGAAAAGAGAGAUAUCACAGCCGAUCUAGAAGCUCCAGCAAGGAAAGAGAUCACAACCAAAUCAGAGCCUCCAGAAAAGAGAGAGAUCACAACCAAUCUAGAAGCUCCAGCAAGGAAAGAGAGCACAGCCGAACUAGAACCCCUAGAAAAGAGAGACACCACAGCCGAUCUCGAAGCUCCAGCAAGGAAAGAGACCACAGCCGAUCUCGAAGCUCCAGCAAGGAAAGAGAUCUCAGCCGAACUAGAACCCCCAGAAAAGAGAGAGAUCACAGACUAUUUAGAACCUUCAGCAAGGAAAGAGAUCAUAGUCAAUCUAGAAGCUCCAGCAAGGAACAAGAUCACAGCCAAACAAGAACCCCCAGAAUGGAGAGAGCUCACAGCCAAUCUAGGACCCCCAGAAAGGAGAGAGGUCGCAGUCGAUCUAGAACCCCCAGAAAGGAGAGUGAUCACAGCCGAGCUAGAACCCCCAGCAAGGGGAGCAGUAACAGCCAAUCUACAACCCCUGGAAGUAUCAGCUGGAAGGGAUCCCCUAGCAGGGUACUAAGUCCCAGUCAGAAUAGAACACUUAGUGUGACAAGAAGCAAUUCCCCUUCAAGAUUUCUCCCAAGCCAGGAUGAUAUUCAAGCCAACAUCACCACCUCUAAAGCCACCUCACCUGGAGAGAGGUCCUCCUCAUCUUCUUCCAAGCUGGCGUAGC